This is a messenger RNA of Terrapene triunguis (Three-toed box turtle), 3099 nucleotides long. RefSeq names its product ST6 beta-galactoside alpha-2,6-sialyltransferase 2 (gene ST6GAL2). The coding region runs from base 121 to 1713 and encodes 530 amino acids. Gene Ontology annotation, molecular function: sialyltransferase activity. The transcript has 6 exons. Lineage: Eukaryota; Metazoa; Chordata; Testudines; Emydidae. The record is from RefSeq and is a predicted model, not a curated record.
GCCGCCCUGCAGCCCCCGCCGCGCCCCAGCUCCCCGCGGCUCUCGCAGCCCUGCUCCUGCUAGGUUUCAUUCCCCUUCACCAAUACUUCAAGGCACAGAGGAGUUGGUACAGGCAUUGCCAUGAAACCUAACUUGAAGCAAUGGAAACAACUAAUGCUGUUUGGGCUAUUUGCAUGGGGUCUCCUUUUCUUGGUGAUCUUCAUCUAUUUUACAGAUAGCAACACUGCUGAACCAGUUCCAAGUUCCUUCUCUUACAUUGAGACGAAGAGGCUCCUGCCCAUUCAGGGCAAGCAGAGAGUUAUUAUGGGAGCAAUACAUGAUCCAUCAUCCUCUGAAACCAUAGAUAGGAACGAGGUGCUUCUUAACGAAGAUCUCUUAGAUUCAUUUAAAUCGGGGACCGGAAGCAUUAAAAAGUGGAUUGAUCUAGAGGAUGGCUUUGAAAAUGAAGAAGAGUUUUUUCCUUCCCAGGUAGGGAGAAAAUCAAAAUAUGCUUUCUAUCAAGGGGAUGACAACUAUUUAUUUGCUGCUGGCCAGCCUCAGCAACACAGCAACAUUCAAGAGCUAGUGAAAUUCAUCUCUCCCAAUGAGGAUGAUCAGAAGGAAAAUGUUUUACAGGAAAAAUGGACCCAUGAGAAAAGAACAAAGAAAAGAAACCCAACACGCAGGAGAAGCCAGCUGUUUGAUGAGUCUGAUGAUUGGGAUGGGUUAUAUUCCACAAUGUCAAAAUCCUUCCUUUAUAGGCUUUGGAAAGGGGAUAUCUCCUCCAAGAUGCUGAACCCUCGCCUGCAGAAAGCUAUGAAAGACUAUCUGAACACCAACAAGCAUGGGGUGCGGUUCAAAGGGAAACGACGAAACUCCAGACUGACAGGAGAUCAGCUCAUCUGUGAGCUCAAGGACAGGGUGCAUGUGAAAACAAUAGAUGGCAAGGAGGACCCCUUUUCAGCUCUUGGAUGGGAAAAGCACGUUCCUCAAAUUCCACUGGGCAAACUGUAUCCACAUGGCUUCGGAAGCUGUGCCGUAGUUAUGUCUGCUGGUGCAAUACUGAACUCUUCUCUAGGGGAUGAAAUAGAUUCUCAUGAUGCAGUUCUGAGAUUUAAUUCUGCUCCUACACGUGGCUAUGAAAAAGAUGUUGGAAAUAAAACGACCAUGCGCAUCAUUAACUCCCAGAUUCUCACCAAUCCAAACCAUCACUUCAUUGACAGCUCAUUAUAUAAAGAUGUUAUUUUAGUGGCCUGGGAUCCUGCUCCUUACUCUGCAAAUCUGAAUGUGUGGUAUAAGAAGCCAGACUAUAACCUGUUCACACCUUACGUGCAGCAUCGCAGGAGGAAUCCAAACCAGCCAUUUUACAUUCUCCAUCCCAAGUUUAUAUGGCAGCUCUGGGACAUCAUUCAGGAGAACACUAAAGAGAAGAUACAGCCCAACCCACCUUCAUCAGGUUUCAUUGGGAUCCUCAUCAUGAUGUCCAUGUGUAACGAAGUGCACGUGUAUGAAUACAUCCCUUCAGUCCGACAAACCGAUCUUUGUCACUACCAUGAACUAUACUAUGAUGCAGCUUGUACCUUAGGGGCUUACCAUCCACUACUGUAUGAGAAACUGCUGGUGCAGAGGAUGAACAAAGGUUUGCAGGAUGAUCUGUAUCGGAAGGGGAAAGUAAUCUUGCCAGGGUUCAGGUCUGUAAAGUGCCCGGGACAGAAUCACUUCCCACACUUAUAAAAGUGAAUCGUUCAGAAACAAUGUGCAAUAAGGUACUACUGUCGUACUAUAAACAACAAAGGAAUACUUGAAAAUGUAUCUUAGACCAACCUAGUCUUGAGUCUAUAAACUGUAAUUAAGUAGCAGGCAUGAGAGUUCCUUCCUUCCUAAGCCUGAGUAUGUAUAACUGCUUUGCAAAUAGUUAAAGAAAAAAAGCUUCGCUCACGAAAGGUGCAAAGGCACUGUUAGGUAGAAAUACAAUGUAUUGUUGUGGGCAUGACCUGUCAGAAAACAUCAGAGGUUUCUUAUGCCACAUGUACUAGAUGCCAAACUUAAAAAAAACAAAAUUUAACAGUUAAAUCUGACACUAUGAAGCAGCCUGUAUCAUUCAUACACAGAGCUGUCUGCUGAGAGAUGGAUGAUUUUUCAUCAUACCACAGGAUUUUCACAUUCCCCCACCCCCAAAAUAAAAUAAUCAUGGUUUUGAACUGGGCAUGCUAUGAGUAUAAUGGGCCUGAUUCUCAUUUAUACAUUUAUACUCCAUUCUGGAAAGGUAAACGGGCUUUAAAGUGAAUAUAAACUACCAAAGUGAAGGGACCUUCACAAAUGAGAAUCAGGCCCAAUAGCUAGUCAUUGUAUUCAGGUAGUUUCUGCAGCCAGAAAUUAACAAGUGAUAUUUACUCACUUUUAAAUGGAUAUUACUGUACACGCAGCCAGGUUAUUUAAAUAAAGAUAUUACGACUGCACAUAUCUGUCAUGGUGCAUGCAAAUGCUGCAUUCAGGCAAAGGGUGAAGAGAAGAGAAUCUUCUCCUUUCUUCAGAAAGCACUCAUUCUGCCCUCAUUCAGCUUGAGCAGAAGACCAGCAAGAGGGCAUAAAUGAGACUGAAAUGGUGCAUGGGCUUUCUGCCUGGGGGCAGUUUCCCCCUCUGUGCACAUAUGUAGAUACACUCCAGGGGAAUGGAAACAAUGUGCUCUGCUUGCACACAUACAUUUGAAAGCAAGUUGUAAAAAACAGAUUUCUUACAAGGACAUUAUUCAAAAAUAUAGGCCUGCCUUUUCCAAGGAAAUAAGCAUUUUGGAUGGGGAGAGUUCAGAAAUUAGUUGUUUGCCUAUUUUGUUGUAAGCCAAGUUAAAUUCAUUUAUUAUUGCUUUAAAAAAAGCAUGGCAUUUUGUUUUUUGUUUUUGUGAGGAAAAACAAGAUGUCAGUAUUUUUUAAUUCAAAAUUAUGAAGUCUAUAUCCUGGAGACAUUGUAAAGCCUUCAACAAUCUUACUAUGGCUUACACACUGAGACAAUCUCAUAAUUUCAUUGUAAAAACACAGCAUGGAUAUUCUCUAAAUCACUUCUAAAAUCCACCUGGAUGUUAAUGCAUUUAAAAAAUGUUUUCUCUGACAAGAGUUCAGUUUU